AUGCCACCUGGUCGCCGCGGUCGUCCCGCCGGCUCUACCUCUACCCCAAAGACCCAACCCCAGCAACGACUCACUUUUGGCCCCAAUGCUACAAACAAGAUCACAAAACCUUCACCACUGGGGAGGGGAGAAAAGAAGCUGUCGCCAAGUGCGAAGACAGCGAUAGAGAAAGAAAUUACUGCUCCCGAGACGCCGAGGGAGGAAACAUCAGCAGAGGAAGUAGAGGAAGAGGACGACAAAGCGAAAGCACUGCCAAUCCGGCAACAGGAGAGGAAAGCCGAGCAGAGUAGUAGUAGCGCCAAGAAGAGUAGUGUCAAGAAAACUGAAAGAGAUGUGAAAGAAGUGGAAGCGCUCAAGGUCUCUGAGGCGCAGAUCAAGAAGUACUGGAUCCUCAAAGAGCAGGCGAGGAUAGCGCCGAGGGUGCAUCAGCAGGGGUUAAGUGUGUAUGAGAAAGUUUUGAGGGAGUUCGAUUUGACUAGAACGAAACGGUGGAAGCGCGCCGACGGGCUUGGGUUGAAACCGCCACUGGAAGUGCUGGCAGUGUUGUUGAAAGAGGAGGAGAAGGACAAGGGGCGGAGAAAUGCGGAGGUAGAGAGAGCGUAUGUGGAUUCACUUAUGGGCGGGAGAUUGACCGAAAUCGAGGCUUGA
This is a messenger RNA of Bacidia gigantensis, 648 nucleotides long. RefSeq lists its product as uncharacterized. Gene Ontology annotation, biological process: DNA replication; DNA synthesis involved in DNA repair. The record is from RefSeq and is a predicted model, not a curated record. Lineage: Eukaryota; Fungi; Ascomycota; Lecanoromycetes; Lecanorales; Ramalinaceae. Bases 1 to 648 code for a protein of 215 amino acids. The transcript is spliced from 2 exons.